AUGAGUCAGAGGCAACUGGACGGCACUAACCAGACACAGACGCAGGAGUCAACUUCCGAGCUGUACGUUGGGUGGUCUGGAGUGAAUUUCAAAUCCACCCGACUGUCAGAAGAGAAAAUGGACCUACGUGAGUUCUCAGAGGAAGUUGAGGAGGACCUUCCAGAUGACCUUCCAGAUGCCGCUGGCCUUCUAGGGUGGGGAGAUUCUGGCCUGCCAUUCAGUAGCCAGACCGACAUAGACCUCAGCUGUGGAGACUGCUCAGACGAGGUGGGGGACGUGGCUCCGGAGGAAAGCGGGCCGCUCCUCAGGUGCCUCAAGAGAAUCUACCGGAAGGGGAAGAAGGACAAGACGAGGCGGAGAAAAAGCAUCUCUUCAGUUCCUGACCUUUCUGCCAUGGCAACUAUUUGGGAGGAAAACGAGCAUCCCGGUGGCUCAGACAAGCCGGAGCACUUCCUGGCAUCGUGGAGGAGCACGAUGGAUUACUUUAGCAAUAAAAAAGAGGACGGGGUAAUGAAGAAAAGUUUCCUGCGGUUCCUAUCUAUCCUCUGCAAGACAAUCAACUGGAAUAACAUGACCGAAUUAUUUAUGGAUAACUUCACAUCCGACCUUGUAGGAGCCAUAACUGAGAUGGUCAAGAAAGAGCCUCCGGAGCCCACCAGUAUCUGCCUGCACGCCAUGGCCACCAUUAUCGACUUGAGCAAGAGAAAUAUCAUGAAGACGAUGGGAUCCUACAAGAAGGGCAUCUUGCUCCGCACCUUCUUCAAGAGUGUCUUCUCCCUUUCGCCCCUGAAGACGGCGCAGGAAGAAGGAGGCGCAGACAUUUCUAGCAUUCAGUACACAAAGGGCCUCUUCAUUGGCACGUACCAGACGUUCAGCGAGAUGCUCCAGCAGCUGAUGGUGGAGAACCCGGUCCCUUCUGAGCUGGAGAGGAUCUUGCAGGUGAGGGGGCGUGAGAAAGUAGCAAAACUGGACGAGAGGAGAGCCCAUUCGGAAAUCAUCAAGAGGAAGCACAAGGAAUUCCUGGAGUCUUGGAAUCCGCUGGUGUUCCUCAAAAACCCCUCCCGAGUCGCAGAGGUCUUUGGAGUCUACUUCAGCCCACGGGAGAGAACCGACUUCAUCCUGACCGCUUUGGACGGCCUGACGGAGCACUGCAACAGCAUCUCCACCACGGAAGGUCUUCUGGCCAGAAUGGCGCGCAACUGCGGAGCUGAGAUCGAGAAGCCACGAGCCGGACCCGACCUCGACCUGGCCGACGCCCCGGAUCUGCCCCUGGCCGACCUGGCGGACCGGAUCCUGGCCAAGACCAGACCUGACUGA
Sphaerodactylus townsendi is the source of this 1317-nucleotide messenger RNA. RefSeq lists its product as uncharacterized. The coding region runs from base 1 to 1317 and encodes 438 amino acids. The record is from RefSeq and is a predicted model, not a curated record. Gene Ontology annotation, cellular component: cytoplasm. Lineage: Eukaryota; Metazoa; Chordata; Lepidosauria; Squamata; Sphaerodactylidae. The transcript is spliced from 11 exons.